Suillus plorans is the source of this 2755-nucleotide messenger RNA. Its product is annotated as heterokaryon incompatibility protein-domain-containing protein. Gene Ontology annotation, molecular function: protein binding. The transcript is spliced from 9 exons. The record is from RefSeq and is a predicted model, not a curated record. Lineage: Eukaryota; Fungi; Basidiomycota; Agaricomycetes; Boletales; Suillaceae. The coding region runs from base 1 to 2655 and encodes 884 amino acids.
AUGGCAAUUCGAGCAUAUUCCGUGCAGAUCCUAGCUAUCACGACAGCCCGCAAUGCAUGUAUGGACGGUGACUUAUCUACCGCUGAAGAACUACUCACGCAAGAUAUCGAUACUGAUCCGAACAACCAUACUUCCUACGCCCAUCGCUCAUUCAUUAUGGCGCGAAAACACGAUUGGGACCGCGCCCUUCAGGACGCAAUCAAGUCCAUCAGCAUUGAGCCCUCGUUGACAGGCUAUAUCUCCAAGGGUAUUGCACUCUGUGGAAAAGACCACAUCCCGGAUGCGAGGGCAGCAUUUGAUGUUGCAUCCAUGUACACGGACCAAGAUUCAGAUAUGGUUCAUUUUCUGCUCUUGAUCAAGGCCAUCGCGCUCUUCAAUGCAGAUCAACAUGACGAGGCAAACCUGCUCCUCAAAGAACUCGCUACCGGUUGUCCGAAUGCCGACACUCGCGCAUGUCGUAUAGUGCAAGCAUAUCUACAUGUUCAACUUGGACUCAAAGCCUUCGAAGACGCACGUCACGACGAAGCUGCUGACCAUUUCACUGUCGCUGUUGACUGCAGUACUUUAUCAUCAAAAUCGCACAUUCAUGAAAUUUACGAGGAUUUAGUGAUGCUCUUCGGUUGGGAUCUUAACUCGUUGUGGCUCACUGCGCACCAGAAACGUUGGGAUGCACUCCUUCGGGCACGUAAACUUCCAGAUGCCGUGAGAUCGUACCAGUAUAUCAUGAUUUCGAGUGAUGAAAAUACCAAGGCCGAAUACCUUGAGUGGUCCAAUGCUUUCACGGAAGAAUACAGCGCGCUCUGUCUUACCAAUGGAGAUACUGCCUUUGCUGCAAGCGAUUAUGAUAGGGCGAUUGCGCUCUACUCGGCAGUGAUCGACUUGACUUUUGCAUCCAUUGCCAUCUUUGUAAAGCGCAGCAAGGCAAGGUUGGCAAAAAUGCUAUGGACAGAAGCACUUCUCGAUGCGCGAAAGGUCAUCGAACUCGAUCCUUCAUCUCACGUUGGAUACGAGUUGAUGCAUACAGCGCUGCGUGGCGCGCAACGUUACAACGAAGCUAUUGAGGCCUUCAAAAUCAUGUUGUCCAAGUUGGACGAUUCUCCCGAAGCUCAGAUACGAGAUCUGCGUCAGCAGUAUGUCUCUCCAUCGGAAGCAGAAGACACCAUUCAAAGAGUUAUUCGGAUUGAACUCGAAUAUGCCCCGCUACGUCUACUGAAUACCUCCACGGGUCUUUUGUGCGAUAGAGCGGCACAAAUAAACGCCUUCAAAAUGGGUCCAGAGUACAACGAGCUUAUCUCAUUUCCAAUGAAGGAUUCGAAUCUCCGAGCAGAGCGCAUCAAAGAUGUAGUGGCAACGUACUUCCGUUGCGUCCUGUUAUCACACAGGUGGGAGGAGAUGGAGGCGCUACUGCACGACAUUCAAGAUAAAGAUGUGCGUGAGUUAAAGGGACUUGCUGGGAUCGCGAAACUGCAGUCGUUCUGCAAUGUCGCUCGUGAUGCUGGAUAUCGCUGGGCUUGGAUGGACACGUGCUGCAUCGACAAGAAGAGCAACACUGAGCUUCAAGAAUCGGUCAACUCUAUGUUCGUCUGGUAUCGUCAUUCAGCGCUUACCAUCGUCUACCUCGGCGAUGUCCCUCCUUCAUCCCAACCCGGCGCAUUGGCGAGGAGUGCUUGGAACAAGCGAGGAUGGACCUUUCAAGAAUCCGUCGCUUCGAGAGUUGUUAUCUUCUAUCAAAAGGAUUGGUCAUUAUAUCUGGGCGAUCGCUCUCCCAACCACAAAGAGUCCCCCAGACUUCAGUGGGCGUCAUCUCGUGUCACCACAUUGCAAGAAGACGUCGCGUACUCAUUGUUUGGUAUCUUCGGUGUCCACCUACCUGUCAUUUAUGGCGAGAAGAAGCAGAACGUGCUCGGGCGACUCUUGCAGGAGAUCGUGGCCCGGUCGGGGGACAUCGCCGUCCUUGACUGGGUCGGACAACCUUCCGAGUUCAACAGCUGUCUUCCGGCCUAUAUUACUUCUUAUUCCACUCCUCCACGUACCUUUCCAUCUUUGUCCGAAGAUCAGAUUCAGACAAUUAUCUCCUCCCUGCGAAAGAAUCCCAUGGUUGUGGAUUUGGCUUCGGAACUUUACGACCGGCUUGACAACACAAGCGUUGCUCGUUUCACAAACUGCAGAUUGCGUCUGCCUUGCAUAACAUUCCGCGUUACAGAAGUCAAUCUGAGCUACGGUACAUCCCAGGAGACUCGAUAUGAAGUCAAGGCAGACGGACUUGACGACCUGCUCAUCACCACCAAAGAGCCGAUUGUUCAGUUCUCGCGGACAAGGCCCAAUCAGCAAACUUUGAUGCUUGUCCGUCCCUGGGAUCGGUUUCUUCUUGAGCUACCAGACUUUGCGGAGAAUGAAGAAGAUUAUUGGACGCCGCCUUCUCCGUUGGACGAUUCACUUAGCCGUUCUGUUGUAAAACAGGAGGUGGAUGAUCCAGAAUCGCGAGCAUUACGGUUACUUGUUCUUCUUGGGCAGCCUUUUGGCGCAUUUUUACUAGUGCGGCAGCGCGGCGGAGAAUACAAGAGGGUCGCAUCAGAUCGUGAUAUUAUUGCGCAAGUCAAAGAUGGGGUUUCCGUUCGGGACUUGAUGGACGUCAAGACAAUAGAAAUACUGUAGAUGCAUUGAUUAUGGAUCCAAGCGGUUUUCAUUGGCAUUUCGUAUGUAUUGGACUACAAUUUCUUUUCAAAAUGGAGACCGACUUCACUGUCUGAUACUA